CCGACUCCAGCCCCAGUGCAGCAGCAGCCGCCGCGCACGGGGAGAGCAGCAGCGCCACGGACCGGGAAGUUCCGGACGCUUGCUCCUACUUUUUCUUUCCCUAUUAAAGAAAAAAGUAAAGACCGUUCGGCCGAAUGGCAGUACAUGGUACCUAAAGAGCGAUAUUCCUCAGGCCACCUGCGUCCUACGCUUGUGGUGCGCUCCUCCAUGUUGCCUCUUUCCCCCCCUCAGCCCGGUGGCUGUAGGGUGGCGGUCGGACGGCGUGUUCACAUGGCCUCUGGUUCACCUGCUUCUAAGAAGCGGCGUCCCUUGGAGCCUCGUGGACGGAUCAGAGACUCGUUGCACGAGCCCGUGGAUACGGCCGCUUGUACCGGUCUCCUGGUUCCCCACAUUAUAGGUGAGGAGACUGGUCCGCGCGCUGUGGCUACAGCCUGCGGACAGCGCAUGCGCACAGGUGCUGCGGCCGGACGGCUCGCUCCCUGUUGAGCGGGCACGAGCGCGACGUCUAGACAGCUCGUUGUUUUUACAGCGGCUAGUUCUGUUACGUCUCCUACGCUCGCUGAGCCUCCUCCCUUUCAUGGGAAGCCCCCCUUGGUUCACACGCAGUGUGGAGGCGGUAGGGGCAGAGGAAUACGGGUUAUUCCUGGACGGUCUUCCUCAGCGGUCGGCUCGCCCUCUCUCCGACCGCUAUGCGUGUUGGCAAGAGCGGUGCGUUCUGCCAUCGUGGUUGGACACCACGUUGAGAUGGGGCCAUCCCAUACAGUUCAAGCGUCGUCCCCUACCCUUUAUGGGGUUGGUGGAGACCACGCUACGGGACCCGGCUGCGAGCACGGCUCUAGCAGCAGAGGUGGCACGUCUCUUGGUAAAGGGGGCCAUCACUGUCGUUCCCCCCUACGAGUCUCACCUAGGGUUUUAUUCCCGCUACUUCCUGGUUUCCAAGAAGUCAGGGGAAAAGAGACCUAUUCUGGAUCUUCGCGUGUUCAACAGAUUCGUUUCCACGAGGAAGUUCAGAAUGCUCACUGUCGGGGCGUUGUUCCGGUGUGUGAGAGAGGGCGAUUGGUUCACAUCCCUGGAUCUCAAGGAUGCUUACUUCCACGUCCCUGUUCGGCAGGCGCACAGGAAGUUUCUCCGCUUUGUCUUUAUGGGGAUGGCGUACGAGUACCAGUGUCUGCCGUUCGGCAAUUCCCUGGCUCCGCGCACCUUCUCGAAGUGUGUGGAGACGGCGUUGGAACCGCUCAGGCGUCAGGGAAAGAGGAUUCUCUUCUACCUAGACGACCUGCUUAUUCUGAGCAACUCAGAAGAGACCGCGAGAAGGGACACCAUGUUGGUGAUAAACCAUCUCUCCUUCCUGGGUUUUGCCAUCAACUGGGAGAAGAGCUCAACGCUCCCCAGCCGGCAGACAGUCUACUUGGGGCUUUGCCUAGACUCAGCCACCAUGACUGUGAUGCUUUCACCUCCUCGGCGAGACGCCAUCCUGUCGGCGCUCUCCCGUUUUCACGUUCGCAGAAACGUGACCGCACUGUCCACCAUGCGCCUGUUAGGGCUGAUGGCAGCUGCCCACCCCGUGGUCCCCCUGGGUCUACUUUUUACAACUCCAGCGGUGGUUUGCUCGCCAACGGUUGGACCCCAGGCGACACAAGCUCAGGGUGCUCCUCGGUCCCCGUUCGGUGUCGCCAGACCUGGAAUAUUGGAAAGGACCCUCCGCCCUUCUCAGGGGUGUUCCCCUGGGCAGGGUGGCGUCCUAUGUAGUGGUCUUCACGGACACCUCGUUGACGGGUUGGGGAGGAACGUGCCUCUCUCACUCGGUCGGAGACGAGUGGCGCACGCCCCCUACAGCACACAUAAAUGUGGUGGAGCUUGA
Molecule: messenger RNA, 1861 nt
Organism: Gadus macrocephalus (Pacific cod)
Lineage: Eukaryota; Metazoa; Chordata; Actinopteri; Gadiformes; Gadidae
Exons: 2
Coding region: 578-1861 (427 amino acids)
Source: RefSeq, a predicted model, not a curated record